AUGGUUUAUAAUCGUCUCUUUGCAAUAUUUGCUUUGGCACACUUUCUUAUCUGCAGCUUUCUACUUUUAAACAUAUUUAACAAUAAAACACCAACAAACAGCCCAAUAGAUUACGGUAUUGACGAAAUACCUCCCGGUUUAUUUGAUGACACCAAUGAUUCAAGUAAAGAAGUACAACCAAAUAUGACUAAAGUAAAUAAAAGGAAAGGAGAAAUUACAAGAAAAACAAAAAUGAAAGGAAACCUGACAUUUAAGAUAGUAUCUCCGAAAAUAUCAAAAGUGAUAAAAUUAUUGCCGACAACCCAAAUAAAAAAGGAUACAAAAAGAACCCUAAUCAGACAGGACGAAGAUGACUUAGAACAAUGGAUGUCCUAUGCAAUAAAAUAUUGCCAUGGCUAUAUUAUUUCAUAUGCAAACUUAUUUUUUGAAUUAUCAUUGGUUGUUAUAAAUCCAAGAUUCAGUCAUGGAAACAAAGGAGGAGAAAAAAUAGAAUCUGUUUUGAACCAGUCGGAAGAAAGAGAAUACCUCUCGUUAGAAAAGGGAUAUUUUCAGAUUCCGUGUUUAAACUGUACAGAGAUUUCAAAAGACACGUUUGGAAAAGAUGACCCUAAAUCUAGAUGGGUUAACGUUAUACAGUGUUCUAAUAACACAAAUGACAUAAGUCUUACCAGGUGUUACGAUUUUGCUAUUGCUUUAACUAGGUUUGAAUAUGCUAAUUUUUAUCACACCAUGACAGACUGGUUUAAUACUUUUUUAAUGGCAAAACUUUUUAAGAGAACGAAACGGAAUUUAACGAUACUAUGGAUAGACGCACAUCCAAAGGGAAUGUUAGAUACAACGUGGAAGACUUUAUUUGGAACUAUUAUACAAACAAGUUCUUUGAGCAAGCCUCUUACAGCAAUGAAGUUGAUAUGGGGUAUAAAUGGGUACGACAGUUUACUCAACCAACACCAUCUGUCAUUUAUUCCUUAUAUAGAAGAGUUCAGAAAGUUUUUCUUGAAAUCUCAUGGGUUAGAUGUUUCACAUAAACUUAACUGUGACCGAGUCAAUAUCCUUGUAAUAUUAAGACAUGAUUACAUCGCUCAUCCCAGGAAUCCAAAGGGGAAGAUAGCAAGAAAAAUGAAAAAUGAAAACGAAAUUUUGACCAGUUUGUCCAGUCUUUUUCCUAGUGUUGAUGUAAAAGGAGUUCAGAUAGACAGUUAUUCAAUGAACAAACAAUUAGAAUUGGUAUCGAAAACGGACAUUUUGAUUGGUGUACAUGGUGCCGGUUUGAGUCAUACUCUGUUUCUCCCAAAACAUGCCGGAAUUAUAGAACUUUAUCCUUUUAAGGUCAGUCUAAGAAAAGAAAAUUUCAAAGCAUUUGCUAGAUGGAGAAAACUAACGUAUAUGUCCUGGAAGAAUUUGAAAGAAGAAAAUGAAGACAACGAUGUUACAUAUGUUCCACCUAAUGAUCUUACGGAUUUGGUUGCUAAAAUGUUGAAGAAAUUAAGAUCAAAAUGA
Molecule: messenger RNA, 1500 nt
Organism: Mytilus trossulus (common blue mussel)
Lineage: Eukaryota; Metazoa; Mollusca; Bivalvia; Mytilida; Mytilidae
Exons: 1
Coding region: 1-1500 (499 amino acids)
Molecular function (GO): glycosyltransferase activity
Source: RefSeq, a predicted model, not a curated record